UCAAGAGUUAUAAACACUUGACUUGGUGGCCAUAUUGCUCAAAAAACAACAUAACCUUUAUACAUGGUCUAUCCCUAUUCCCUACUAUGGUAACAUUGAGUUAUAGACUGACUGUUGUGUUGUGAGAGGUUAGAGUUCGUGUUUGUUACUUCUGUCUGAUAAUGAACUUUCUUAUGCAAUUAUAUUAAAAUUUAAGAAUGGGGGAUGAAAUAAAAAAGAUAUCUUUCGGUUUCAGUAAAUUAUCAAAAAAGCCUUCUAUUAUUUCCAGUCAUACAAAUCAAGUUAAACCGGAAAAGAAUACAAUAGAACUGAUUGAUUGUGUGGAAGGUAAUUCAAUCAAACUAAAAGAACCUUUUAAAAGUGAAAACAAUGUGUUAGUAAUUCCCCUGAAAAAACAAUCGGAAGAUUUACGUGUGCGACAAGAUAAGGAAUUAGAAACCAAACAAGUUGGAGGCGGAACAGCAGGUUUGGUUGGUGACUUUGUUGAUAAUCAAGUUUCUAACAAUUCUAGCCAAGUUUGUGAACCUUCAACUGACAGCCAGGCAAGUGACGUAAAUAAGGAUCUAAAAAUCUCUAACCCUCAAGAAUGUGAGAAACUAACCUUAGACGAAAUUGCCGCAAGAGAAAUUAUAGCAGAGUUAAAUUCAAACAAUGCCAACGAAGAAGCUCGUAUUUUUAGUGUUCCACUGACAAGCAAUCCUCCUACAGGUGAGAAAGAAUCAUCUCUUGAUGAUUAUGAUAAUGUACCAGUAAAUGAAUUUGGAAUGGCUAUGCUUAGAGGUAUGGGAUGGGCUCCAGGUAAAGGUAUUGGGAAGAAUGAAAAGUCUGUUACUGUAAAAUUACCAACAGUUAGGCCUAAAGGAAUGGGGUUUAGGUGCUGA
Molecule: messenger RNA, 881 nt
Organism: Homalodisca vitripennis (glassy-winged sharpshooter)
Lineage: Eukaryota; Metazoa; Arthropoda; Insecta; Hemiptera; Cicadellidae
Product: G-patch domain and KOW motifs-containing protein-like
Exons: 1
Coding region: 198-881 (227 amino acids)
Biological process (GO): mRNA splicing, via spliceosome
Cellular component (GO): spliceosomal complex
Molecular function (GO): nucleic acid binding
Source: RefSeq, a predicted model, not a curated record